AUGCAAUUCCGCUCGCCUCCAGCCGCCAGGAGCAUCCCGGCGCUGCGGGCGGCGGCGUCUUCCCAAGCAGCUGCACCUGUACCUGGGCAGCCUGGACUCUCGUGCCCUGUGCUGGGGGCCUGGCACGGGGGCAGCCCCGGGACACCCCCUGCGGGCCGGGUGGCGGAGGAGGAGGAGAAGGAGGAGGAGGAAGAAGACGUGGACCGGGACCCCCACGUCGUCCACAACGUCUGGUUGCGCUGCUGCCACUUCUUCCUGAGGGGGAGAAGAGAGCCCGAGAGCGCCAUGGGGGGCUGUGAGGUCCGGGAAUUCCUCGUGCAGUUUGGUCUCGUCUUGCCUCUGCUGACAGCUUGGCCGAGCGACUGCAGUCACGUCUCCAACAACCAAGUUGUGUUACUUGAUACAACAACUAUUUUGGGAGAGCUGGGGUGGAAGACAUAUCCAUUAAAUGGGUGGGAUGCCAUCACCGAAAUGGAUGAACACAAUAGACCCAUUCACACGUACCAAGUAUGUAAUGUAAUGGAACCAAAUCAAAACAACUGGCUUCGUACAAACUGGAUUUCUCGUGAUGCAGCUCAGAAAAUUUAUGUGGAAAUGAAGUUCACACUGAGGGAUUGUAACAGCAUCCCAUGGGUCUUGGGGACUUGCAAAGAAACAUUUAAUUUGUAUUAUAUGGAAUCUGAUGAGUCCCAUGGAGUUAAAUUCAAGCCAAACCAGUAUACAAAGAUUGAUACAAUUGCUGCUGAUGAGAGUUUUACCCAGAUGGAUUUGGGUGAUCGCAUCCUCAAACUCAACACUGAAAUUCGUGAAGUAGGGCCUAUAGAAAGAAAAGGAUUUUAUCUGGCUUUUCAAGACAUCGGCGCAUGUAUUGCCCUGGUCUCAGUCCGCGUUUUUUACAAAAAGUGUCCCUUCACUGUUCGAAACUUGGCCAUGUUUCCUGACACCAUUCCAAGGGUUGAUUCUUCCUCCUUGGUUGAAGUACGGGGCUCUUGUGUGAAGAGUGCUGAAGAGCGUGACACUCCUAAACUCUAUUGUGGAGCUGAUGGAGAUUGGCUGGUUCCUCUUGGAAGGUGUAUCUGCAGUACAGGAUAUGAAGAAAUUGAGGGUUCCUGCCAUGCUUGCAGACCAGGAUUCUAUAAAGCAUUUGCCGGAAACACAAAGUGUUCUAAAUGUCCUCCACACAGUUUGACCUACAAGGAAGCAACUUCUGUCUGUCAGUGUGAAAAGGGCUAUUUUCGGGCUGAGAAAGACCCACCUUCCAUGGCCUGCACCAGACCACCUUCAGCUCCUAGGAAUGUGGCUUUUAACAUCAAUGAAACAGCCCUUAUUUUGGAAUGGAGCCCACCAAGUGACACAGGAGGGAGAAAGGAUCUCACAUACAGUAUAAUCUGUAAGAAAUGUGGCUUAGACAGCAGUCAAUGUGAGGACUGUGGUGGAGGCCUCCGCUUCAUCCCAAGACACACUGGCCUGAUCAACAAUUCUGUGAUAGUGCUUGACUUUGUGUCUCACGUGAAUUACACCUUCGAAAUUGAAGCCAUGAAUGGAGUUUCUGAAUUGAGUUUUUCUCCCAAGCCAUUCACAGCAAUUACAGUGACCACAGAUCAAGAUGCACCUUCUCUGAUAGGUAUGGUAAGGAAGGACUGGGCAUCCCAGAAUAGCAUUGCGCUAUCAUGGCAAGCCCCCGCUUUUUCCAAUGGAGCAAUUCUGGACUACGAGAUCAAGUACUAUGAAAAAGAGCAUGAGCAGCUUACCUAUUCUUCCACGAGAUCCAAGGCCCCCAGUGCCAUCAUCACUGGUCUCAAGCCAGCCACCACGUACAUAUUUCAUAUCCGAGUGAGGACUGCAACAGGAUACAGUGGCUACAGUCAGAAGUUUGAAUUUGAAACAGGAGAUGAAACUUCAGACAUGGCAGCAGAACAAGGGCAGAUUCUUGUGAUAGCCACAGCAGCUGUCGGGGGAUUCACCCUCCUCGUCAUCCUCACCUUAUUCUUCUUGAUCACUGGAAGGUGUCAGUGGUACAUAAAAGCCAAAAUGAAGUCAGAAGAGAAGAGAAGAAACCAGUUACAGAAUGGGCAUCUACGCUUCCCAGGAGUUAAAACUUACAUUGACCCUGAUACGUAUGAAGACCCAUCCCUCGCAGUCCAUGAAUUUGCAAAGGAGAUUGAUCCUUCAAGAAUCCGCAUUGAGAGAGUCAUUGGAGCAGGUGAAUUUGGAGAAGUCUGUAGUGGGCGUUUGAAGACACCAGGUAAAAGAGAGAUUCCAGUUGCCAUCAAAACGUUGAAGGGCGGCCACAUGGAUCGGCAAAGGAGAGAUUUUCUAAGAGAAGCUAGUAUCAUGGGUCAGUUUGACCAUCCAAAUAUCAUUCGCCUGGAAGGUGUUGUCACAAAAAGGUCCUUCCCAGCCUUUGGGGUGGAGACGUUCUGCCCCAGCUUCCUGAGGACAGGGUUUCUAAAUAGCAUCCAGGCCCCGCAUCCAAUACCAGGGGGAGGAUCUCUGCCCCCCAGGAUUCCUGCCGGCAGACCAGUAAUGAUUGUGGUGGAAUACAUGGAGAAUGGAUCCCUAGACUCCUUUUUGAGGAAACACGAUGGUCACUUCACAGUCAUCCAGCUAGUCGGGAUGCUCCGAGGCAUUGCAUCAGGCAUGAAAUAUCUUUCUGACAUGGGCUAUGUGCAUCGGGACCUGGCAGCAAGGAAUAUAUUGGUCAACAGCAACUUAGUAUGCAAAGUCUCCGAUUUUGGUCUCUCUCGUGUGCUGGAAGAUGAUCCAGAAGCUGCUUAUACAACAACAGGUGGAAAAAUCCCUAUACGAUGGACAGCCCCAGAAGCUAUCGCCUACAGAAAAUUCUCCUCAGCAAGUGACGCGUGGAGCUAUGGCAUUGUCAUGUGGGAGGUGAUGUCCUACGGAGAGAGACCAUACUGGGAAAUGUCCAACCAAGAUGUCAUUCUGUCCAUUGAAGAAGGUUACAGACUUCCAGCUCCCAUGGGCUGCCCUGCCUCUCUACACCAACUGAUGCUCCACUGCUGGCAGAAGGAGAGAAACCACAGACCAAAAUUUACUGACAUUGUCAGCUUCCUUGACAAACUGAUCCGCAAUCCCAGUGCCCUUCACACCCUGGUGGAGGACAUCCUUGUAAUGCCAGAUUCCCCUGGUGAAGUUUCCGAAUAUCCUUUAUUUCUUACAGUCGGUGACUGGCUGGAUUCUAUAAAGAUGGGGCAAUAUAAAAAUAACUUCAUGGCAGCAGGAUUUACAACUUUUGACCUGAUUUCAAGAAUGAGCAUUGAUGACAUUAGGAGAAUUGGAGUCAUACUCAUUGGACACCAGAGACGAAUAGUCAGCAGUAUACAGACUUUGCGUUUACACAUGAUGCACAUACAGGAGAAAGGAUUUCACGUAUGA
Ochotona curzoniae (black-lipped pika) is the source of this 3396-nucleotide messenger RNA. RefSeq names its product EPH receptor A6 (gene EPHA6). The record is from RefSeq and is a predicted model, not a curated record. Gene Ontology annotation, molecular function: transmembrane-ephrin receptor activity; ATP binding; protein binding. Gene Ontology annotation, biological process: axon guidance; protein phosphorylation; cell surface receptor protein tyrosine kinase signaling pathway. Gene Ontology annotation, cellular component: membrane; neuron projection. Lineage: Eukaryota; Metazoa; Chordata; Mammalia; Lagomorpha; Ochotonidae.